AUGGAGAGUACUGUCGACUCCUGUCCCCGUAAUCUGGCUGAUACCGUGAGAGCUUCUUCAAGACUUGGCUGUGGUCGUGACAAAUAUGGAAAUAAUCAGUAUAUAUGUCUCCCUAACAGAGAAAAGACCAAACUGGUAGAACUCUGUCACAAUGGAGUCAUGGUAUUAAUAGAAAGAGGCAAAUGUUUGGAAACCGCAGAGGGUAAACUUUUUACAAGUAACUGUUCUGGUUUUCUUACUGGAUGCCCAGAUAUUGAUUUCAAUAGUAUGGAUAUAUACAAAUACCCUGCCUGUCAUGGGAUUAACAAGCAGUUCCAUUGCUAUCUAGCUGAUCCAUCAUGUGCAAAUACCACUUGGACAAUGUCUACUGAAAACACAACAGAGAUAUUUCUCCCUGGAAUUACUACAGAUUUAGGAAUUCAUAACACAUCAGCAACAAAUUUUCAAACAACAGCAUACCGAAAUAGCACUUGGACUAUACAUGUAUCUACUGAAAACACAACAGAGACAUUUCCGCCUGGAAUUCCUACAGAUUUAGGAAUUCAUAACACUUCAGCAACGAAUUUUCAAACAACAGCAAACCCAGAAAAUAGCUCCAUACAUAAAUGGGCAAUCUUUGGAAGUCUUGGGGCUGUGGCUGUUACGCUAUUUCUUAUUUUUGUUCUAAUAAAAGUUAGGAUGGUGCUCAAAACAAGGCAAAGAUUAAAAAAUCAGGAGGAGGACUUUUUAUAUGAAGGAAUCAAUUUAUUGCCAACAGAGGAGGAAAACUUCCAAGAUAAACGAUACGUGGGUGAGUACAACUUGUGGAGGACAAAGAUAUCAGGUCGAUUCUCCACUCUGACUGAUGACGAGGUGUUAGUGUUAUUCUGUUUUCUGUGUUCUGACUCCGGUCCUCCUUACUUCACUGACGCAGAGUGGCUGGACAUGCUUAAUAAGAUACGACAGAAAGUGUACCGUAAAGAGAAUCCGGUAACACGUGAAGAAGCACAGCAGACUCUGGAAAGACUGAAGUCAUGUGAUUACUUUUGGGAAGAUCAGGACAGGAUCACAAAGGACACUAAGGAUGAGUCAAUGUAUAGAAUAGCAUCAAUAAACAACUAUAUACCAUUGUGGUACAGUAGUUAUGACACAGCCAGUGUGUACCUGAGAACACAGAGAUACAAAAGAAAACUCGGAGAGAAGUGUGUCAUUAUUGGUUUUGAUGACUUACUGAUUCUCCGUCUUCAGAUGAACAUACUGACUCACGUAACCAUGGAUGAUACGACUAUAUAUAAAAACAUACACCAGAUAAUGAAUGUUUCAGAUAAUAUACUAAGGGAAAGUGAAGAUGAACUGAAAGAAUUUCUAAUGGAUCUAAGAAGAGAAGGGGAGGCUGUACAUUACAGAAGAAGAUCACAUGACAGUGUAGAUCACGUGACAUGGCUCUGGAGAUACGGGAGACCCGACAUCGUGAGAUCCUGUAUAGGCCUAAAUCCACACUGGGACAUUUACAUCAUCGACAACAAAGCUUACAGAAAAUCAA
Molecule: messenger RNA, 1522 nt
Organism: Saccostrea cuccullata (small rock oyster)
Lineage: Eukaryota; Metazoa; Mollusca; Bivalvia; Ostreida; Ostreidae
Exons: 8
Source: RefSeq, a predicted model, not a curated record